AUGGUGUACAGAGAAUGUGAAAAGGUGCAAGUUGAAUUCUAUAUGAAUGAAAAUACAUUUAAAGAGAGACUAAAGCUCUUCUUCAUCAAAAACCAAAGAUCAAGUCUGAGAAUACGAUUAUUCAAUUUUUCUCUCAAGCUCCUAAGCUGUUUCUUAUACAUCAUUCGUGUGCUUCUGGAUGACCCUACACAAGGACUUGUAUGUAAGGAAUUAAACCGGAGUUGUUCCAAUCAAAACUACACACCUGGAACAAUUGAUUGGUCUCCUAUUAUUUGGGUGAAUCGAAGCUUGCCUUUGUGGGGAUUACAGGUUUCUGUGGCUUUAAUAAGUCUCUUUGAAACUCUGCUGCUGAGUUAUCUAAGCUACAAGGGAAAUAUCUGGGAACAAAUUCUGAGAAUACCCUUUCUCCUGGAAAUAAUUAAUGCUGUCCCUUUCAUCAUCACGAUUUUCUGGCCAGUCCUAAGAAACCUGUUUAUUCCUGUUUUUUUAAAUUGUUGGCUGGCAAAGCAUGCUUUAGAGAAUAUGAUUAAUGAUCUUCACAGAGCCAUCCAACGCACACAGUCUGCAAUGUUUAACCAAGUCCUCAUUUUAAUAUCUACCUUACUAUGUCUUAUCUUCACCUGUAUUUGUGGAAUUCAGCAUCUGGAACGAGCAGGAAACAGGUUGACUCUCUUUGACUCCCUUUAUUUCUGCAUAGUGACAUUUUCCACUGUGGGCUUUGGGGAUGUUACACCCAAGAUAUGGCCUUCAAAGCUGCUUGUUGUCAUUAUGAUCUGUGUUGCUCUUGUGGUGUUGCCCAUACAGUUUGAACAGCUGGCAUAUUUGUGGAUGGAGAGACAAAAGUCUGGUGGUAACUACAGUCGACACAGAGCUCAGACGGAAAAACAUGUUGUGUUGUGUGUUAGCUCUCUGAAGAUUGACUUACUUAUGGAUUUCUUAAAUGAAUUCUAUGCUCACCCCAGAUUGCAGGACUAUUAUGUUGUUAUUUUGUGUCCUACUGAGAUGGAUGCUCAGGUCCGAAGGGUGUUACAAAUCCCAAUGUGGUCCCAAAGAGUUAUCUAUCUGCAAGGCUCAGCACUAAAAGAUCAAGACCUGUUGAGAGCUAAAAUGGAUGACGCUGAAGCUUGUUUCAUUCUGAGUAGUCGCUGUGAGGUGGACCGAACAGCAGCUGAUCAUCAAACCAUUUUAAGAGCAUGGGCAGUUAAAGACUUUGCUCCAAAUUGUCCUUUGUAUGUCCAAAUACUGAAGCCUGAGAAUAAAUUCCACAUCAAGUUUGCAGAUCAUGUUGUGUGUGAAGAGGAAUUCAAAUAUGCUAUGCUAGCUCUAAAUUGUAUAUGCCCAGCUACCUCUACAUUAAUCACACUGCUGGUUCAUACAUCUAGGGGACAAACAGCCCCAUGGGAAGCUUUUAGACAACUAACUGGAACGAAGCAGACUUUAAACAGGGAGAGUCAGCAAUCACCAGAACAAUGGCAGAAAAUGUAUGGCAGAUGCUCUGGUAACGAAGUGUAUCACAUUAACCUGGAAGAAAGUACUUUUUUUGCUGAAUAUGAGGGGAAAAGCUUCACAUAUGCUUCUUUCCAUGCACAUAAAAAGUUUGGAGUCUGUCUGAUUGGUGUUAGAAAGGAAGAUAACAAAAACAUUUUGCUGAAUCCAGGUCCUCGAUAUAUCAUGAGUUCUACAGAUAUAUGCUUUUACAUAAAUAUCACCAAAGAAGAGAAUUCUGCUUUUAAGAAACAAGAAAAACAUAGAAAAAAACAUGAAUCAAAAUUAUCUUAUCAUGGAGCUUCUAGGUUACCUGUACACAGUAUAAUAGCCAGCAUGGGGACAGUGGCUAUCGACUUACAAGAUACAGGAUGCCGAACAUCCAGUGGACCUACGCUAGCUCUUCCUUCUGAGGGAGGUAAAGAGGGCAGACGGCCCAGUAUAGCACCUGUUUUGGAGGUUGCAGACUCAUCCUCGCUUCAGACAUGCGACCUGCUAAGUGACCAGUCAGAAGAUGAAACUACCCCAUCAGAUGAUGAAGUCUCUGCAGGUUUAGAGUAUGCCAAAGGCUAUCCUCCUUACUCUCCAUAUAUCGGAAGCUCUCCCACCUUUUGUCAUCUUCUGCAUGAAAAAGUACCCUUCUGUUGUUUAAGACUAGAUAAGGGAUGCCAGCAUAACUACUAUGAAGAUGCCAAAGCCUAUGGAUUCAAAAAUAAAUUGAUUAUAGUUGCAGCAGAAACUGCUGGAAAUGGCUUAUAUAACUUUAUUGUUCCACUCAGAGCUUAUUACCGACCAAAGAAAGAACUAAAUCCCAUUGUAUUACUCCUGGAUAACCCGCCAGAUAUGCAUUUUCUGGAUGCAAUCUGUUGGUUUCCAAUGGUUUACUACAUGGUGGGCUCUAUCGACAACCUAGAUGACUUAUUAAGAUGUGGGGUCACCUUUGCAGCUAAUAUGGUGGUGGUCGACAAAGAAAGUACAAUGAGUGCUGAAGAAGACUACAUGGCAGAUGCUAAGACUAUUGUAAAUGUUCAAACACUCUUUAGGUUGUUCUCAAGCCUAAGCAUUAUCACAGAACUAACUCACCCAGCCAAUAUGAGAUUCAUGCAGUUCAGAGCCAAAGACUGCUAUUCUCUUGCUCUAUCCAAAUUAGAAAAGAAAGAGCGAGAGAAGGGAUCUAAUCUGGCAUUUAUGUUUCGGCUGCCUUUUGCUGCUGGCAGGGUUUUCAGCAUCAGUAUGUUGGAUACGCUGCUUUAUCAGUCAUUUGUGAAAGAUUAUAUGAUUUCUAUCACAAGACUUCUGCUGGGACUUGAUACCACACCAGGAUCUGGGUUUCUCUGUUCUAUGAAAAUCACAGAAGAGGAUCUGUGGAUUAGGACAUAUGCCAGACUAUAUCAGAAACUUUGUUCUUCUACGGGAGACAUUCCGAUUGGAGUUUAUAGGACAGAAUCACAAAAGCUUACAACAUCCGAGUCUCAAAUAUCUAUCAGUGUGGAGGAAUGGGAAGACACUAAAGACACCAAAGAACAGACUAGUUAUCGUAGUAAUCAUCGUAACUCAACAUCUAGUGAUCAGUCUGAUCAUCCCCUGUUACGACGAAAAAGCAUGCAGUGGGCCCGACGGCUGAGCAGAAGAGUACCAAGACACUCUGGGAAAACAGCUGAGAAGAUAAAUCAGCAGCGAAUGAACCUUUACAGGAGGUCAGAAAGACAGGAGCUUGCUGAACUUGUGAAAAACAGAAUGAAGCAUCUGGGCCUUUCUCCAGCAGGAUAUGAUGAAAUGAAUGAUCAUCAGAACACCCUUUCUUACAUCCUGAUCAAUCCAUCUCCAGAUACAAGAUUAGAGCUGAAUGAUAUCGUAUACUUGAUCCGACCUGAUCCAUUGGCUUAUGUUCCAAAUACUGCACCCAGCCGAAAAGACAGCUUCUGCCAUACAGUGGGACAAGACACCAGGGAGGAAACACAACUUUGAUACGUAACUCAUCACAAAAUUAAGAGACAAUUUUAUACACAUGUAGUUUCCACUAACCAUUUUGCAAACUGAGUGGUACAUUUAAUUCAGGUUUUGGAAACAAAAUGACAGUGGGUAAGUGACCAAAUUUAGAAAUGUGGUGUCUAGAAACUGAUUUAAGGGAUCGUCAGGCUUGUGGCCUGUUCAAUACGGUAGUUGAAUGUUGUCAGUUUGACAGAAUUUUGACACUUAUUACUAUUUAAUUGAUAUGAACAAAUGAUUUUAAAAGUGACAGAUUCCAUCAUGUGUUUUGCUUAGAUGCUUCUAAGCCUAUUUAUCAAGGUGACAGCAUGUCAAUGACUAAGCUUCUGACCUACAUCAGUAAAGAUUAUCUGAUGCCCAUAGAGACCAUGCAUAAUUUGUAGUAGAAAAUAUGUUAAUACCUAAAGCUGCCAAUGAAGCUGUGUGUCAAGAAUCCAGCUUUUGAAAUAAUUUUCAAUAUCUCAGCCUGUCACCCAUUUAUAUUAGAACAGGCUAGCUUCAGUCUAUUUUAGCCUCCAGGACCUGAGUGUUAGUUCUCUGGGUUUACAGAGAUGGGGUUGAAUGACACAGCCUAGUCACACCACAGAGAUUGAGAUCUGAGGCAUAUCCACUGAAAGAUUUGCUCAGAGGAGCUCACCUGGAGGAAAGUCCCUAUCAUCUCACACAAGCAACACCCCUCAUUUGCAAAAACUGGGAAGACACUGUCUGUGUGAAGCUACAAACAAUGGUAGCUCAGGUGAAACCUUUUAACCUUAGUUUGUCAACAGAAGCCUGAACAGAUUGUGAUACAAGUGUGAUACAUCCCUCUAGGGAGCAAUUCAUACCACAGGUCUUUCCCAUUUCCAUGAAUAUGCCAGAACUGCAACUGUCCAAAGUAAGUACAUGCCCAGUCAUUCAGAUUAUCCAAAUUUCAUAUGAAAAUGAAAAUUUUUAUAUUGAAAAUGAAAAUUUUCAUAUUGAAAAUUUAAUUUUGAAAAUUAAAGAAAUUUAUAACCCAUUCCAUAAAACAAAUAUAAUGCCACGUUAUGUGAAAAGACAGCAUGGAUUUGAAGACUCCAUUUUGUCAUUAAGUACACAAGAAAGCAUCUGCUAGUGUAUGAAACAUCUGAAGCUGCUACAGAAUCUCCAGUCUACACAUACAAGAAUGCCACAAUUGGUCAAGCUUUCUACAGAAUUAAGCAUGCCUGUACGUGAUCUUCCAGAAUCAUAUUCUUGCCUUGCCAUCUGUCACAAAGUGGGAAGUUAUGCUUAAGGUAAAAACCCUAGUAUUACAAUUAUCCAUAUAGAACUGGUACAAGAUAUCUGGCAGGUAGCCAAAUGGAAAAAUCAAUGGAAAAAUUGAUUAUUCUUUGAAUUCCCUUUAUGUCCUGCCUGUACAAAAAAUUCAGUCAAAAUUGUUUAUGUUCUUUUCUAUCUUAUUUGGUAGAAUAACUAUAAUUUAUUUCUGAAAAAUAAAAUUCCAGGUUGGCCAGUGAACAACUCAUGGAUAUGAGUACACUUAUCAGCGUUGUAAGGAUGCUGAAAUCCUCACAUUUUUAUUGGGAAUGACAGCAAAUCAGCUAUUAUUCCCUCCCUUCUUCUUAGUUAUUUCAAAACUUAACUAAUCUGUUCAAUAUUGUCAGAAAUCCUACAACCAGUUAUUAAAAAACUCACAGAGAUCUCAGAGUUGACCGAAGCUAUCAGAAGACCAAGAGCACUAGUUUUAAAAGGAAAAAGGAUAGCUGGAGAGUAGGGUUUCUCAGCAAUCUUUUGAAUAUAGACAAAGUAGCAUCGUGGUUCAGGGGGAUUUCAGUGGUUCUGCAGAGUGGUUUUCCCCACACUAGCCAUUUAUUGAA
Messenger RNA from Athene cunicularia (burrowing owl), 5309 nucleotides. It is a transcript of the gene KCNT2, whose product is annotated as potassium sodium-activated channel subfamily T member 2. Gene Ontology annotation, molecular function: intracellular sodium-activated potassium channel activity. Gene Ontology annotation, biological process: potassium ion transport. Bases 1 to 3453 code for a protein of 1150 amino acids. Gene Ontology annotation, cellular component: membrane. The record is from RefSeq and is a predicted model, not a curated record. The transcript has 30 exons. NCBI's taxonomy places the organism in Eukaryota, Metazoa, Chordata, Aves, Strigiformes, Strigidae.